Messenger RNA from Cutaneotrichosporon oleaginosum, 966 nucleotides. RefSeq lists its product as uncharacterized. The record is from RefSeq and is a predicted model, not a curated record. Lineage: Eukaryota; Fungi; Basidiomycota; Tremellomycetes; Trichosporonales; Trichosporonaceae.
AUGCGCUUGCGCUACCCUCUUCCACCGCCACCUCCGCCUGGAUUUAUGGACCCCAUCUCUCCUCCCCUUCCUAUGCCCCAUGCUGCUUCCUCGUCUAUGCCCGGUACUGUCCCCCUCUCCUUUCCCCCCUGGGACGGCCACAUGUACCCCCCCGGCAUUCAUGGACCUCCCUUCAAGCCAUACCACCCCCUUGGUGGCGGUUCCUACAGUCCAGCUGGCCCCCCGCCUUCGGCCCUCGGUUUCGAGCCCAUGGCCCCUCUGCCCAUGACCACCUCCAGCAUUGAGAUGCCCCCCUCUUCUCCCAUGGGUCCGCCCCCUGUUCACCUUUCAUGCGUUCCACCCCCACCCCUUGAUGAGCUUUGCUCCUCCUCAGCAUCACCUCGCCCUCACCCCUUCGUCUCUCAGACGACUCUGUUUAUCCAUUGCAUCGAUGAUGACGGACAAAACGAAACCGAGAACAAGAUUGCCGAAAUUCUCGAGCGGCAGAACAUCAGGCCCCUUUCGAUUACGCUCAUGCCGGCAGUUCACCCACUGGACCGCAUUUAUCCAGACGACCACUACUCUUGGAUGCCCAAACAUGGUCACAUCACCUUUGAAGGGCGCAUGCAGGCCGAGAAGGCUCUAUCCAUCCUCCAAGUUCAUCCUUAUCUUCUAGGCCAGCUCCACAUGAAGAUGUCGCCCUUUACGGACCCCCGUGCACCCAUGCCGUGCACUAAUGUGGCACCCCGCAUCAUCCGCCCUGUAGACGACACCGCCGUCCUCAAACUCCUCACUGAAGGCCAGGUCUGGGACAGUGCGCGUUCCUGGGGCUCCAUCAAGAAGAUCGUAGUCAGCUACGACAAGGACGGCCCUAUCAAGCCCGUGAUACCCUGGAAGGCCGUCAUCCACUUUUGGCACGAGGACGAGGCGGCCAAGUUUGAAAGUGACACGAACGCUACUGGCCUCUUGUGUGGAAUUAAUGUGUGA